UCUUUGUUUUCCACUUGUCAACUGUCCGUUUAGGCCGCUCAUCACCACUUCAAGAUGGCGGCCCAAUUUCUCGCGUCACAGCAGCCAAUGCUGCUUCUACUUAUAAGGUGUCUAUGGUAAGGACCCUCAUCCCCGGAAGUAGAAUCCUGACCCGGAAAUAGAAGGAUGAAUAUAUGCCGGAACAAAAACCUCGUGACCUGGCUAGGCUACUUGCUUCAUUUGACAUUAGAAUGAUGACUCUCGGCGGCCAAAAUACUGUCAAGGUGACAUGUCUGUUUUAAAAACAAACUGGAAUAUAGUUGCUGGGGAGACUUUGCGGCUUAGACAGUUUUCCUAUUGCGUGUCUCGAUGAGGUACAGAGGUCAUGGCUCGUGUUGUCUGUCCCGCCUCUUCCUGCUUGGACCUCGGCCAGACCGGAUGUGUGUGGUCCGCAGCUACAGUGCCCAACACCGGCCGAGUGGCCCGGGGCGUCCUGAUGGGAAGGAUGGACCCGAGAGCGCGAAGGAACGUGCGCUGUCAGCCUUACAACAUGCAGGUCAGUUGGGGCAUCAGUGGGGUCAAAGGUCGGCACAGAUGGCCACCGCCGCCAUGAACCGUUGGUGGGAGAGGUAUGAGGAGUUUGUCGGCCUCAACGAGGUCCGUGGCGCUCAGGCAAAUGUCACAGAGGCUGAGGCGGCGUUCAUGGUUUCCAGGGGGAUGGUGCGCGAGGCUCACGGCAGCCUGGAGACCCUGCAGGCCCGGCUGAAGGAGGUCAGGGACAGGCUGGACAGAGUCUCCAGGGAGGAGGCGCACUACCUGGAGCUGGCCACGCUGGAGCACAAACUGCUGCAGGAGGAGCGCCGCCUGAGAACGGCCUACGAGCACGCCGAGGGCUCGGAGAGGGAGAAGUUCGCCUCGUUCUCGGCCGCCGUCAGGGAGAGUCACGAGAAGGAGAGGACGCGAGCCGAGCGCACAAAGAACUGGUCCGUGAUUGGCUCGGUGCUGGGAGCCCUGAUCGGGGUCAUGGGGUCCACGUACGUCAACCGCGUCCGACUGCAGGAGCUCAAAAGUCUGCUGCUGGAGGCCCAGAAGGGGCCAGAAAGCCUGCAGGAAGCCCUGAAAGUCCAAGCGGGGAACCAUCGCUCGCAGCAGGACGAGCUCCGGGCGCUCAUCGACAGCCUCAGGGUCACCCUGAAGGCUCCUCUCCUGACCCGCGCCUCGGCCGUCAGCCCUUCUCCGUCCUCGGGUGAGGUCCAGAGGACAGAGUCCCCCCUGCAGUCCCAAGUGGGGCAGCUGCAGCAAGGACUGGGCAAGGUCCAGAGUGAUCUUUCCCUGGUGAGGAGCCUGCUUGAAAGCGCACCGCAGAGGCCGGUCCGAAUCGAGACGGCAGACCGGCCGGGGUUGGAGUCGAUGGUUCAGACUUUUGAGGACACCCAGAGGACGUUGGGCGAACGCGUCAGCCGGAGCACGCUCUAUAACGCCGCCUUCACGUACACGGCGGCCGCCAUCACGGUCUCUGCUGUGUACGCUCUCCUCCGGGGGGGUGCAUAGCCACGAGCCGUCACACUUCAUUCAAAGGAGACCGAUGACUCUCUCACUUUUAAUUCCGACAUACUUGAACAUGUGAUCAUGUAUUAUUAAUGCACUGAGACAAUGAUUAAAAACCAGAUGUGAUUCUCCACCUGCCUGUGUGGUAGUUCCAUCAGUGGCCAGACGAGGGCAGCAGCAGCCACUGCAAUCAACCGCACGCUGCUGCCACGUCUUCAUCUUCAGUCUUGUCAAUCAUUGAACACCAUCAUUGUCAAUAUGUCAACCAUUAGGUGCUCGACCACUGCCAAUACAACCAUGUUGAGAAUCAGCAGAUGUGUGCCACAGCAGACAUUCUUUGUGUUUCCACUCUUCUUGAUCAUGUGAUGGUGCCUCCAGCAGUGGGAGGAUCACACAUGAGAUGAGUGCAGAAACAGGAUGUUGCUACAGGCAACAUCCAGCUUUCUUCAAAGAUCUUCAAAUAGUUUGUGGUUGUGUUCAGGCCUGCCUUAUACUGUACUCUAAUAAGGUCUCAUUGUACUGUACUCUAAUAAGGUUUACUUAUACUGUACUCUAAUAGGGUCUCAUUGUACUGUACUCUAAUAAGGUUUACUUAUACUGUACUCUAAUAAGGUCUCAUUGUACUGUACUCUGAUAAGGU
Molecule: messenger RNA, 2167 nt
Organism: Entelurus aequoreus (snake pipefish)
Lineage: Eukaryota; Metazoa; Chordata; Actinopteri; Syngnathiformes; Syngnathidae
Product: mitochondrial potassium channel-like
Exons: 7
Coding region: 349-1530 (393 amino acids)
Source: RefSeq, a predicted model, not a curated record